Plodia interpunctella (Indianmeal moth) is the source of this 866-nucleotide messenger RNA. RefSeq lists its product as uncharacterized. Gene Ontology annotation, molecular function: copper ion binding. Gene Ontology annotation, biological process: superoxide metabolic process. Lineage: Eukaryota; Metazoa; Arthropoda; Insecta; Lepidoptera; Pyralidae. The transcript has a single exon. Bases 148 to 759 code for a protein of 203 amino acids. The record is from RefSeq and is a predicted model, not a curated record.
AUACUCUUAAGAUAACGAACCUUUCUCGUCUUAUCAUUUAUUUUGAUAAGAUCUUUCACGCUACACAUACACUACACCUGAAUACUCGUAUAUAUUUAUUUAGCUUUUAGUAGCCGGAUAGUGUUGUAGUGAUUUUCCGCCUCUAAAAUGUUUUCCCGAUGGUUAUUCAGUUUGAUCGCGCUUAGUUUCUCAAUUCAAAUUAACGCCCAACCGAAAGCGGCCGUCGCUCACCUCGUAACUGGAAAUAUUACCGGCAGGAUUCAAUUUAUGGAAGUAGAUGGAGGGGUCCAAGUCACGGGGAACAUAACCGGAUUGGAGGUGGGAAACUACGGGUUUCACAUACACGAGUUGGGUGACAUAACUACAUGUGAUACGACCGGUGCGCACUUCAACCCUGACGACACCGACCACGGCGGGCAGAAUCAUACCACGCGCCACGUGGGAGAUUUAGGGAACGUGGAGUUUGUGGGAGGUGAGAUUCCGGUCGCUACGGUGAACAUUUUGGACCCGUUGAUAAGUUUGACGGGUCGGAACAGCAUCUUGGGCCGGGCGCUGGUGCUGCACGAACGCGAGGAUGACCUGGGCCAGGGCGGGCACGAGCUGUCGCUGAGCACGGGCAAUGCGGGCGCGCGCGUGGCCUGCGCCGUCAUCGGCAUCCUCACGCCUGAGGAACCUUGGAACGCAGCUGGUAUUGGUGCGCCCUCGCUAUAUGUGCUUUUUACGGUCGUGUUCCUUGCAAUUAAGGAUUUCAUGCAUUGAGUGAGAUAGAUUAAUUUUAGGAUGUCUUUUGUACGCAUUUUAAAGUGACGCCUUUAAAUGAUUAAUAUUUGUAUAGUCAAAUAAUAAAUAAUAAAUUAUUAGACAUU